This is a messenger RNA of Molossus molossus (Pallas's mastiff bat), 2470 nucleotides long. It is a transcript of the gene PLEKHA3, whose product is annotated as pleckstrin homology domain containing A3. Lineage: Eukaryota; Metazoa; Chordata; Mammalia; Chiroptera; Molossidae. Gene Ontology annotation, biological process: endosome organization; retrograde transport, endosome to Golgi; receptor recycling. Gene Ontology annotation, cellular component: recycling endosome; early endosome; trans-Golgi network. The transcript is spliced from 8 exons. The record is from RefSeq and is a predicted model, not a curated record. The coding region runs from base 389 to 1291 and encodes 300 amino acids.
GAUAGCGACGUCGGGGUCAAUGAAAACACACGGGGAGCCCGCGGGGAAGGAAGGCAGGCGAAGCGGAGGGAGUGCCGGGGCGCGGGAGGGAGCAGCCGGGGCGCGGAAACGCCAGCGGGGGGCCGGCCGCGGGUACGGUUUCGCCGCCGCCGCCGCCGCCGCCGAGGCUCGCCCGGGCAUGUCUGAGCCCGCGGCUCGCGGCGCCCGAGGUCCACGCGGCGGCCGCCGGCCCGGCCUCUAAGGGCCGCCACGUACGGGCGGCGCGCGGCCGAGGGGCUUGGGGCCGCCGGGGAGGGUCCGGCCGCCGGGAGCCGCCGCCAGGCCCCGCGCCUACCCCAUCGCCGCGGCGGCGCCGGGCCAGGAGGAUGCGCGGCGCCGGGCUCUGAGCAUGGAGGGGGUUCUGUACAAGUGGACCAACUAUCUCACAGGUUGGCAGCCUCGUUGGUUUGUUUUAGAUAAUGGAAUUCUGUCCUACUAUGAUUCACAAGAUGAUGUUUGCAAAGGGAGCAAAGGAAGUAUAAAGAUGGCAGUUUGUGAAAUUAAAGUCCAUUCAGCAGACAACACAAGAAUGGAAUUAAUCAUUCCAGGAGAGCAGCAUUUCUACAUGAAGGCAGUGAACGCAGCUGAAAGGCAGAGGUGGCUGGUUGCUCUGGGGAGCUCCAAAGCCUGUUUGACCGAUACUAGGACUAAAAAAGAAAAAGAAAUAAGUGAAACCAGUGAAUCUCUGAAAACCAAAAUGUCUGAACUUCGCCUCUACUGUGACCUUUUAAUGCAGCAAGUUCAUACAAUUCAAGAAUUUGUUCACCAUGAUGAGAAUCGUUCCUCGCCCAGCAUAGAGAACAUGAAUGAAGCCUCUUCCCUACUGAGUGCCACAUGUAAUACAUUCAUCACAACGCUUGAGGAAUGUGUGAAGAUAGCAAAUGCCAAGUUUAAACCUGAGAUGUUUCAGCUGUCCCAUCCGGAUCCCUUAGUUUCUCCUGUGUCACCUUCUCCUGUUCAAAUGAUGAAGCGUUCUGUCAGUCACCCUGGUUCUUGCAGUUCAGAAAGGAGUAGCCACUCUAUAAAAGAACCAGUGUCUACAUUUCACCGGCUCUCCCAGCGACGCCGAAGAACCUACUCAGAUACAGACUCUUGUAAUGAUAUUCCUCUUGAAGACCCAGAUAGGCCUGUUCUCUAUUCAAGAAAUACACUUAAUGGAGAUUUAGCAUCAGCAACCAUUCCUGAAGAAAGCAGACUUUUGGCCAAAAAAAAAUCUGAAUUGGAAGAUCCUAUUUCGUCCUUCUCUUCCUGAGGAAACAGAAGUGUCCAACUUCCUCUAAGUAUUGCUAUGCAAAAGCUGCUGUAAUUAAACUAUGUUAUAGGGAGUAGUUUUUCCCUUAGGAUUUCUCUGCACUUUAUAGAAUAUUGUAAAACAAACAAAAAACCCACAUACCUUUGAAGUGUAUUUUAUCUUUAUAUAGUUUAUUUGCAAGAGUAUUUUCCUAAUAACUUCACAGUAUGAAUGUGCAUCUUCUUUUCUUUUUAAACAAAUGAUGGUGUAACAUUUUGACAUCCAUGAGGACAAAUGUAGAUAUUUUUCUAAAAAACUGUGAGGGACUGACGGCUUAGUCAGUGUAUUGUAGCUUAUAAACAUGAAAUCUUAUAAACGUAAGAUUUCAGUUGUACAGAAGUGUGACAUAUGUAACUUGUGCCAUGGACCAAAUGGUCACUUUACCCAAGAUGAAACUGAGUUACCAUAGGAGCUUGAUGGUGAUUGUACUACAUUCCUUUAAGCAAAAAGGAAACAUUUAAUAGUCGAAAUAUUUUUAUCCCAAAUACCAUCACAUUGAGGGUUUUUACAAACCAGACUGUGCUGUCCUUCAUAUGUGAAGCUGACACUACUGAUUUGAAAAUACCAAAUGUUGGGUUAAAGUAUUUAAUUUUUAUUUAUUUAUUUUUCUGUUGCAUCAAAAAUGACCUACCAAAUUUAAGAUGUGUACACAUUGUUAUUUACACUGUUCGGGAAAAGAGGUUAAUGUUGUAGUGACCUUGUUCACUUUCACCAGAGAAAUAAACGACUUUCAAUGGAAGAGGAGUUUAGUGCUUUUUUCUUAAAGUAGACAUUAAGCUGCCGUUUUAAGAUAUAAAUGUUUGCAGCUCUUUAGAAUAUCUAGAGAUAUUUUUUAAUUUAUGCAUAUUUAUACAAAAAGGAAUUUUGUUAAGGUGACUGCUCUACAUCACUUGAGAAUGGCAUUAUUUAAUUAAAGAACAAACAGCAGUUUUGGUAGUUCCUGUCCAUAUCUAUUGUCAGUGUUUGCCUUGUGAACUGUUUUUUUAAAUUCACUUUGGAGUGAUAGUUUUGUCCAGGGUCUUGAAUGAGGAGCACUUUAAAACAAACUGGUUUGGUGUUUUUAAGUUAAUCAUGUGUUUAAUAAAUAUGUGGUUUUUGCAUUCAAAGUCAUCACAUAAUACAUUGUAUUUUUUUUUACAU